Molecule: messenger RNA, 1863 nt
Organism: Penicillium atrosanguineum
Lineage: Eukaryota; Fungi; Ascomycota; Eurotiomycetes; Eurotiales; Aspergillaceae
Product: sugar porter family MFS transporter
Exons: 5
Coding region: 1-1863 (620 amino acids)
Biological process (GO): transmembrane transport
Cellular component (GO): membrane
Molecular function (GO): myo-inositol:proton symporter activity
Source: RefSeq, a predicted model, not a curated record
AUGGUGAAAGAAACAAUCACCCACUUGGAAUCCUCUACUAGGGCCAGCGAUGACCACAAUGGUGCCGAGAAGGGCCACCUCGAGCAAGUCAACUUGCACAACAAUGUGUCUGCCAAAAUCAAGAAUCCACUUGCCGAUCUGAGCCAGUCUCAAGUGCUUUGCGAUGUGGAAGACUUCGCCCAGGAGUACAACGUCACCGAUAUCUUACCGGAGCUGAAGAAGGGAGCACUUGUUGCUCGCGAUCCUGCCGAAUUCGAAGCUGUUCCUGACCUCACAGACCAUGAGAUUAGUGCUCUACGGGAUGAAGUCCUUCACAAAUGGCGUCAACCCAAGGCCCUCUACUUUACGAUUAUUCUUUGUUCGAUUGGUGCUGCCGUCCAGGGAUGGGACCAGACCGGUUCCAACGGUGCUAACUUGUCCUUUCCCGAUGCUUUCGGUAUUCCCGAAGACGCGAGCGUGAAGAAUCAGUGGCUCGUUGGUAUUGUGAACGCUGCCCCCUACAUUGCAAGUGCUGUGCUUGGAUGCUGGCUCUCCGAUCCCAUGAACCGAAUCCUGGGCCGUCGUGGUACAAUCUUCAUCGCUGCCAUCUUCUGUGUACUGUCUCCUAUCGGCUCCGCUUUCACCCAGAACUGGCCCCAGCUGUUCAUCACUCGUCUGCUGCUCGGAAUUGGCAUGGGUCUGAAGGCUUCUACUAUCCCCGUCUUUUGUGCCGAGAAUACACCUGCCCCUAUUCGUGGCGGUCUGGUCAUGUGUUGGCAGCUUUGGACGGCCUUUGGCAUAUUCCUUGGCUUCAGCGCUAACCUGGCAGUCAAGAACACGGGUUCCUUGUCUUGGCGUCUGCAGCUGGGGUCUGCCUUUAUCCCAGCCGUGCCUCUUCUGUGCGGUGUCUUCUUUUGCCCCGAGUCUCCUCGUUGGUACAUCCGACGGGGCGAGAUGGGCAAGGCUUUCAAGUCUCUUUGCCGCCUGCGCAAUACACCGCUCCAGGCUGCUCGGGAUCUUUACUACAUUCAUGCUCAAAUCCAGAUUGAGCAGGGCAUUAUUGGAGAGAGCAACUACGUUACUCGAUUCGUCGAGCUGUUUACUAUUCCUCGGGUCCGUCGCGCUACGCUUGCCUCGUUCACGGUGAUGAUUGCUCAGCAGAUGUGUGGAAUCAACAUCAUCGCUUUCUAUUCCAGUACCAUCUUUCAGCAAGCCGGCGCCAGUACCACUGGAGCUUUGUUCGCAUCGUGGGGAUUCGGUCUGGUGAACUUCCUGUUCGCUUUCCCGGCAAUUUGGACCAUUGACACAUAUGGCCGCCGAGCUCUGCUUCUGUUUACCUUCCCCCAGAUGGCUUGGACCCUUCUCGCAGCUGGGUUCUGCUUCUGGGUCCCGGGAGACGGAGGUGCUCAUUUGGCAACCGUUGCUCUCUUUAUCUUUUUGUUCGCCGCAUUCUAUUCUCCAGGAGAAGGCCCUGUCCCCUUCACAUACUCUGCUGAAGUCUUCCCACUGUCUCAUCGUGAAGUUGGCAUGUCGUGGGCUGUGGCAACCUGCCUAGGAUGGGCCGCAGUGCUCUCCAUCACUUUCCCGCGCAUGCUCUAUGCCAUGACUCCUACCGGAGCCUUUGGCUUUUACGCGGGCCUGAACGUAACUGCGUUGGUCAUGAUCUUUUUGUUUGUUCCCGAAACUAAGCAGCGAACUCUUGAAGAGCUCGACUACAUUUUUGCGGUCCCCACCCGGGUUCACAUGCACUACCAGGUCUUCAAGGCACUUCCUUGGUGGAUAAACAAGUACAUCCUCCGCAAGAACGUCGAGCUUGAGCCUCUUUACAAGUUUGACCAAACUGCACGAAGCCAGAGUAUUGUAUCUGAGACUGUCAAGUCGUAA